Messenger RNA from Mirounga angustirostris (Northern elephant seal), 4481 nucleotides. It is a transcript of the gene UNC119B, whose product is annotated as unc-119 lipid binding chaperone B. The transcript has 5 exons. Gene Ontology annotation, cellular component: cilium. Bases 50 to 805 code for a protein of 251 amino acids. Gene Ontology annotation, molecular function: lipid binding. The record is from RefSeq and is a predicted model, not a curated record. Gene Ontology annotation, biological process: cilium assembly; lipoprotein transport; nervous system development. Lineage: Eukaryota; Metazoa; Chordata; Mammalia; Carnivora; Phocidae.
UCCAUAGUUACGGCGCUGCGGAGGCGGCGGCCAUCUUGGCGGCGGAGCGAUGAGCGGGUCGAACCCGAAGGCUGCGGCCGCGGGGUCGGCGGCUGGGCCUGGGGGGCUGGUGGCCGGCAAGGAAGAGAAGAAGAAGGCGGGCGGCGGCGUGCUGAACCGACUCAAGGCGCGGCGGCAGGCGCCCCACCACGCGGCAGAGGACGGCAUCGGGGCGGCGGUCACGGAGCAGGAGCUGCUGGCUCUGGACACCAUCCGGCCCGAGCACGUCCUGCGCCUCAGCAGGGUCACCGAGAAUUAUUUAUGUAAACCCGAAGAUAACAUCUACAGUAUUGAUUUCACCCGUUUCAAAAUUCGAGACUUGGAGACAGGGACAGUGCUCUUUGAGAUUGCCAAACCCUGUGUUUCAGACCAAGAGGAGGAGGACGACGACGAAGGUGGAGACGUGGAUAUCAGUGCAGGACGUUUUGUCCGCUAUCAGUUCACACCCGCCUUUCUCCGCCUCCGGACAGUCGGAGCAACAGUGGAGUUCACAGUGGGAGACAAACCUGUGUCAAACUUCCGGAUGAUCGAGCGGCACUAUUUCCGGGAACGCUUGCUGAAAAACUUUGACUUCGAUUUCGGCUUCUGCAUCCCCAGCAGUAGGAACACUUGUGAACAUAUCUAUGAGUUUCCCCAGCUUUCUGAGGAUGUCAUUCGUCUGAUGAUUGAAAAUCCCUAUGAGACCCGUUCUGACAGCUUCUACUUUGUUGACAACAAGCUGAUAAUGCACAACAAGGCUGACUAUGCCUAUAAUGGAGGCCAGUGACUGCUGCAGGAGUGGACGGGGAGGUGCUUUGCUGUGGCCCAAGGUCCUGGCACAUGGAGGUGGUUGAACCUGUGUUCGUCCACACACAUCUGGAGCCUGGUCCCGGGAAGCCAAGGCGGGCGUGGUAGUUUCCUGUGCUCAAGAGAGGUGCCAAGCAGUGCUGUGUUUUCUUCCCCAGUAUUUUUUCUUCCCUUUUCCCUGCCCCGUAGGUCACAGAGGUACUAGAGGAUUAGGGUCAGGCUCCUGGAGUCCAGAGAAAAAAGAAAGUCUAUUUUCCUGUUGUCCGAGCUGCCUGCUGGUUGUGCUGAUGAGCCUGGGUCCCUGCAGGCGCAGCUGCGUCGGGGUGAGGGGGCUCUGGCCGGCCGGCUUGCAGCGGCUUCUCCGUAGCUUCCAGGGCACGGUGAGAAGCUGAAAGCCGGGCCUCUUCUAGGCGAUUCCUCCUCUCACUUACAGUGUUGCUGUCGGCAUAGUCUGACCUCAGCUUGUGUGUAGUUCUAAAGCAACUGGAAAGAAAGGGGGGUGGUGGAGGGGUGCCAAGAGUGGGGGCACCGGGGGCCGCUAGGGUUGCCAGACUGAAAGGUCCGUGUUGUGGCGAGGCCUGCUUCUCUGUCUGACUUCCAGGCUCCUCCACCAGCCCUCCUGGGGACACACCAAGGCUGCAGCCUGGCAGUGCCCUCCUGUUGCCAUUUUGGAGGAAGGAUGAGCUUGCUCUGCUUGUCCUCGCUCCUAACUUUUGAGUAUCUCCUGAAAUAGACGGUCAGUUUUGUGCUCUUGGAACAGUAGGAUCUCUCGAGGCCACAGCAGGCCGUGUAUUUUGUGUUGGUUGGUUGGUUGGUUGGUUUCUUUCCUUAGUCUUCUUUCGGGGAGGUUUUCUAAGACGACCAUGGUGUUCCCAGCAUAUGUGAUGUGUGGUUAGACUUCUGAUAGUAUUAAACAGGCGCCUGGGGCUAAUCUGGCUCAUGUUGGGGCCCGGGAUGGUUACGGACCAGCAGCUACUUAAAGGAGGGAUUUGAUUUUCUCUACCCAGGAGAGCCCGCAGGACUGGCUUAUGAUGUGGGUUUGCCUCUGAAACUCUUUGUAGAUUUCUUACUGAGGAGGAUUUUCCUGUCUGCCUUUCUCCUGAAAUAAUUUCGGGAACCAUCCCGGCAAGUCAGACCUCAGUAAUGCCUAUUCUGGUCCUCAUACCGCUAGUUGGCCUGUUUUUGGGUGCUUGGAAAAGGUGAGUGAAGUGGGCCGAGGUCUCAAAAGGUCUUCUCAGAAAACCCUCCCUGCACAUCCUCGUGGGCCGCUUUUGUCCUCAGGCCCUCCCUGGAUAGCCUCCGCUGCUCCCGGUUGUCUGACGGGUGGCUGACCCUCUGAUAAGACUGUUGCUGUGGCCAGGGUUUAGCCUUGAUAGGAAGGUAGCAGGAGGAAGGGCCGGGCAUGUGGGAACAGUCACUGUGAAGCAUCGUAGUAGCUGAAGGAGAGCAGUCUCCCAAGAUGUUUGGGACAAAGGCCACACGGGGCCCAGCACUUUGCCACAGAAGCCCCCUGUGCAUUCGCUAACCAGUGUUGCUCCCUCUUUGGAUUCUAGAGUGUGAGUGGCCUUGAACCUUGGCCCAGUGCUCUGUGCCAGGCCAGAGUCUGGGCUGUGCCAGAUGCUGGCAGCUUUCUACUGAGAAAACCCUUACUCCUGUGUGCUGGCACUGGAUCCAACCACUGAGGGAGGGAAGAGACCAGGCACCCUGCACAUGGGUUACUCAUCACCAGACCGGGUGAAUCUCAGAACUGGAGUCGACCACAAAUUCAGGUGCCUUAUGUGUGGCUCUGUCCCACGUGCUACUGGGAAAAGCUGCAUUGCCCUCCUUCCCUCCUCAUCUGUGGACAGACAUCAGUACUGCCUCCUUGCCUGGUUUCUCCUUAUGUCUCCUCUAGCAUAUUCGUGUGUGCAUACUGAGCUUCAGAACCACCCCUUCUCUAUUGGACAGUAGCCUAAUUGGGAGAUUUUCUACUAUUUGAUAUUUAAUUACUAUCUAGGAUGUGGUUUCUGGAGCUGUCCAGAGCUCUACUCAAUAGUGUCUUGGAAAUGUGUCCCAGGACAGACCACGCAGUGUGGACUAGUGGACUGUCUUUUCUAUGCAGUGUUAGCCUUUGCUAGGGGGAGCGCAGGGGAGCUAGGCAUGCUGGCUUGAGUCGGGCCGUGUCCUCCUCCCCAUUAGCUUGCCUUAGUCUCACUGGACCAUCUCGAGGUCAUAUGCUCCGUCUGUGUCCAGGAGGACAGGAGGACAGAGAUACACCAUCUGCUCCAGAAGGUCUGUCUGGUGUUCUGUACCUGGGAGUCCGGAUUCUUGUGUCUCAUUACUCAGGAAAUCUGGAGAAGCAUCACCACUCUGGGGGGUUAACCGGAGUGAGUUUGGAAUUCACGCUUUUGUACCUGACCUAGGGAAAGAAUUGGAAGUCCUCCUUUCUCUGAAAGUAGCCGAAGCCGUCAGAAGUUGAAUUGGGAGGCCAUGUUAGUAGGGAAUCGGGGCUGGUGAUAGCAGUUGUCUUGGGGGUGCUGCCGGGGGAGGGGAAAAGUGACCUGCAAGGGGACACCCUGCCUCCUGGUCAGAGCUGGCAUCUGGGUGGCAGUUCCUGGAGGGACGCAUUCCGGCAGCCUGGCAGGCCCACCCGGCGCCACGGGGCCAGAUGCCUGCACCUCUUCCUCUGCUAUCCUGCUCCUAUCCCUCCGCCUGGGAAUCUCCAGGAAGAGCAUCUCGCUUUUCCUUCAGAGCCUUGGGCUACGAUGCUCUUCUUGCUUCUUCAAAGAAGAUCCCUGUUGAUUUCAUUUUGUCCUAAAGAGCAAACAGAAGAAAUAACCAAUAAAAGUAGUUGUGGGCUAAAGUAGGCCACCCUGUCCUUAUGUGUUAGCUCAGUGAUCCCUGCGGAGAAGGCAGUUUUCAGGGGCCUGCAGAACUCCCCGAAGACACAUUCCAGCCUUUGGGCCAUCUGAUUCUCCAGCAGGGGCAGUGAUUUAGGGAAGGUGGGGCUCACUGUAGACUGGUGAUCCUUGAAAUGGCAGUGAUGGGUAAUCAUCGACCUAUUUUUCCAGUUGAAGUGGAAUUCAUUUCUGGGAUGCAUUUAAUAGGCUGUGUGUAAUGGACAAAUUGGGGGAGUCUUGCCUUAGUGUGUCCUGCCACCCCCAGUAGGCUCCCAGGGUACUCUUUUUUUUUUUUUUUCCCUCUGUCAAGUUACUUUCUUUUGGUGGCUCUUGUCACCACGAUGGCAGUGAGGUUUGGGGACUGGAGACAGUCUGUUCCCAGACCCACGGCAUAGAUUCCUCGCCAGGGCCUGAGGAUUCCUGAUGCAGAGGUGCUGCUGUAGCUGCCGUGAGCGCCUGGUCGUCCACUUGUCGUUUCCUCACAUUCCAUGUUACAGAACAUCUUUGCCAUAAAAAGGGUCUGGUGGAGGCGGAUUUACCCCUUGUUUUACAAAGGCUCAUUGAAGUUGUGAAAGUCUAUUUUUUUCCCCCUGUAAAUCUAUUUUUCACAGAAUAUAAGAAACAUCAAUGACCUGAUCUGUCCUUCCUCCUCUUUCCCCUUCACCUGAGAUCCUCAUUCCAGUUUGUAUUGUCUUUGUGUCCAAAGUAAACUAGGUGACUUAUUUGUACAAAAUGUUAUUUUGCCACAAGAGACAGUAAUAAAAGAUUUUCACAGUU